Messenger RNA from Gambusia affinis (western mosquitofish), 4615 nucleotides. RefSeq names its product 4F2 cell-surface antigen heavy chain-like. Bases 2358 to 3905 code for a protein of 515 amino acids. The record is from RefSeq and is a predicted model, not a curated record. Gene Ontology annotation, biological process: amino acid transport. The transcript is spliced from 8 exons. Lineage: Eukaryota; Metazoa; Chordata; Actinopteri; Cyprinodontiformes; Poeciliidae.
GAUUACGUUGAGUGCUUUAUCUUUUUUUUUUUUCUUAAUUGCAUUUUAGAAAUAUACCAAAGAUGAAGUAGACUGAAACUAAAAUAGUUUUUAUUUUUUACAUUUUCUACCAAAAUACAAAUUACAAGCAUGGUGAUACUUGAAAGAAACCUUCUCGCAGAAAACUUCAAAUCAAUACCUGGAUGGACCAGAUUUUUGUAUAUUUCUGUUUUUUAUACAUUUAAAUAUGUCAUGGGACUUUUUUUGUCAAUAAGAUUUUAUUUAUAAAGAAUCUUUGUCAUCUCUCUUGAGAUGACAAUCACAGCAGUGUUAUGGCUCUGUUAGGCUCUGUUAGUCUGUAAAAAGAAAAAAAGAAAAAAGUUAAAAAAAGAAACUUGGAAUCAUUGUUUCUCCAAGAGAAAACAAUAACAUCUAACAAUUAUUUUUCAAAUAUUUGUAGAAAGUGUCCCGGGUCACUUUUAUUCUACCACAUUAGUGGAAUGCCAUUUUUUGCUCUCAAUUUCCAUUUGAUUUCUCUGAAUAAGCAGACAUCUUCUGACUAAACACCAUCUUUUUAGAGUUUGAACCCUGUCACUUCCCAAUGCAGUGAAAUAGAAACACCGUCAACCACAGGGUUUAUGUGGACGUCGAGCUUAGGUUCCAUCCCUUUGCCUUGACCACAUGUUAAACAAGUGAUAAUAAUAAUAGAACAGAAUCUUUACUGAUAUAAAAUUGUCUGAGGCUGCAAAAUCAUCUACAGCUAACUCAAAGUGUUUUAAUAACAGUAGGACGAAAAGUUCAGAAGAUGAAGAGAAUGAAGCCAGAAGUCUGGAUCUACAUCAUGGGUUUUUCUGAUUGACUCUAAUGCAUCAAAAUGAGAUGGAAUGUUCCACAUCUACAUGGUUAUUAUCACACCACCAACCCACCCUGAGUGUAUUGUCACAGAAUAAUGGUCAUGGAAGAUGGGUUUUGUUUAGUCAUGUGACAGUGAUAGAAAUGCAGCAAAGGAUUGUGGGGAGUUAAACUGAUGAAGUCACCAGUAGGGUUGUUGUUUUUUAAAAAGGUUGUGAAAUAUUUACUUAUAUAUACUUAUAUAACUGAUACUUACCAAUAUAUUGUUAAGUAUCAGUUAUUAGCCAUAACAGCAAUAUUAAUAUUGGAUAAGGAUAUCAGGCCAAAUCAUCAGCCCUCUAGGCACUGCUGCCACAGCAGCCAAAUUUCACACCAGAUUCCCUUACUGACUCUACGGUAGGGGGAAAGGCUCAAACCAAGUCUGCAGCCAAGCACCUCUACCAACCAAUGUGACCUCUGAAAGUGUACUUCAGGGAAUUUAUUCUUGCUUCACCCUUAAACAUCUUGCCAUGUCUGCAGAAUAAACAAACAAACAGGGUGAGGCUGCUGUGGCUGGAGGGCCCUCAGAAUCUAACUCUGCUUUGGGCCCCAGUUAACCUUGGACAGGCCCUGAAUAAAUGUGCCAUUUUAUUACUCAAUAUUGGACGAUGUUCACUAUUGGCAUAUUUACAAAUGUGUCCAUUGAUUAUACAUGAUAUAUAAAUCUGAAUGUAUUUAUUGAGAAUUGAAUAACUACAAGAAGGCAGGGCCAGCCCAAGCCUUUUUGGGGCCCUAAGCAGAUCUUUAAUGGGGCCCCCCAUACCAACAUGACAAUCAUAUUCUUUAUUGCUGCUAAACUGCUCUAUGUGUCUAACAUAGAGUAGCUAUGUGUGUUACAUAGCUAUUCUGAUCCAUUAUUAGCACUGGUAUGAUGUAAUUAGCUUACAUCAUACCAGUGUUAUUAUGGCUGUUGGUUUUAACCUUACAUGAGUAGCAAACUAAAAAAAAUUUUUUUUGAAAUGCAGGUCGGUAUUUAAGUGGGUCAUAUUAUUUUAAUUAUUUGAAAGUAAUAAACAUUCAAUUUACAGUAAACAAGUUAAGUUGGUUAGCUUACAUUUCCCCAGCAGUGGCAGCAGCAAACAGCAGGAAGCAAAUCCAACUAUUUUUUUUACAACUGUAAAAAAUUGUAUAGGCUAUAAAUAGUUUUUUGAUGUGUAAUAGCCUUUCUUUUCUUUCUUUUUUUUUUCAAUGUUAUUUGGCAUGUAUAGAUAUAUAGGUGGUGUUCUUGGGGUCCCCCAGCAGCCACUUAACUCGCAUGUGCUUUGGGCCGCCUCUGCUAGAAGGAAAUUCAUCUUUUCAGAUCGUCAGCUAUUAAGUGGAGCUGAGUGUUUCCUACUGCACUUGAAGGCAGCAGAUAGAGCAGACGCUGACUGAUCUUCACAAGCUCACCAGCAGACACAACGUUUACAGCAAACCUCAUCCUUAAAAAAAAAAAAGAAAGAAAGAAAGAAAGCUCUGGGACAGAUUGACAGUGAGCUGGAGUCAGGAUGAACACGGAGGAGACUAAUGUGGAGAUGAAGGAUGCUCAGAGCAUCAGCGCGGAGCAGAAGGACGGCCCGGACGCGGCCCCGGAUGCGGCUCGGGCCGCUGUGGAUGCUGACGCUACCGAGGCUGAUGUGAGCGAGGCCGACCUGGACCAGGAGGAGCAGGAGAAGCAGCCGAUGACCGCCGAUGGAGACCGGCCCCCGGAGGCUCCUCCUGAGGACAGGGAGGAGGUGGACGCGGAGAAAAAUGGCUCCGUGAAACUGAAGAUCCUGGAUGAGGAGGAGACGUUCACCGGCCUGAACAAGGAGGAGCUGCUGCGGGUGGCGGGGACUCCUGGUUGGGUAAGAACCCGCUGGGCACUCCUGCUGGUGUUCUGGCUGGGCUGGUUGGGGAUGUUGGUGGGAGCUGUCCUCAUCCUGCUGCAGGCUCCUCGCUGCAGAGAGCUGCCGGCCACCAGCUGGUGGAACGAAGGCCCACUGUACCAGAUCGGAAACAUCCACGCCUUCACCGACACACACAACCUGAAGGGUGUGGAGCAGAAGAUGACCAGUUUGUCCCAGCUGAAGGUGAAAGGUAUUUCUGUGGUUUUGGAUUUGACUCCAAACUACCAGGGUUCAUCUGGACCCUGGUUCUCCAGAGGCAGCGUAACAAACGUAGCAGAGAGACUGAAGUCUGCCCUGGUGUUCUGGCUGAACGAAGGAGUGGACGGAGUCCAGCUGUCUGGAGUGGAGCAGCUGGCCAGCGCGGUCCCAGCCCUCUGGGCCGACAUCCGGGCCAUCGUCCAGAACGGGACAGACCAGGAUCUGAGAGGCGGGUCAGAAAGACUCCUGCUUGGCGUCACAGAAAGCUCCUCUGCUGACGGCGUGUCUGCUCUUCUGUCCUCCACUGGAGUGGACCUCCUCAUAUCCAAAGUUCUGACCGCAGGCGGCCCAGAGCCCGCCCGCUACGCCCACACCAUCCAGAGGCUCUACUCCAACCACACGCAGACCAACCUGGCCUGGAAUCUGGGGGGGCGAGACGACGGUCACCUGGCCUCAUUAGUUCCCCCAGCUCAUGUCAAACUGUACCAGCUGCUGCUGCUGACGCUGCCUGGGACGCCUGUCUUCAGCUACGGAGACGAGAUCGGCCUGAUGGACGGGGAAACCAAGUUUCCCACGAUGCUUUGGGACUUUGAAGAGGAACUGAAUGGAACUCUGCGGGAGGAUCAGGCUGACAGGCUGUCCCUCCGCAACUUCUUCCGCUCUGUCAGCGAGCUGCGGGCCAAACAGCGCUCCCUCCUUCACGGAGACUUCCUCCUCCUCUCCAACUCCUCCUCCUCUCUGGCGUACCUGCGGGUCUGGGAUCAGAACGACCGCUACCUGGCUGCCUUCAACUGGGGGCCGGAGGAGGAGGUGGUGCUGCAGAUGAGCGAAGCGGCGCUGCCUCGGCAUGCUGUCGUGGCCCUCAGCACCAACAGCAGCGCCCUCCCUGAAGGCAGCAGUGUGGACCUGACGGAGCUGCGGCUCGGCCCGGGGCAGGCCGCGCUCAUCAAGCUUCCUCACGCCGGAUAGAGGAAGACGCUUGGUGUUUGCAUUUCCUUUAUGUCCGUAUGCAUUGUGUCAACCUGCAGAGGAUGAUGCUGGAGAGCGGAGCAGAGUUGUUGUUGUGACACAUCGUGACUUCUGUUGUCUGCAGGGAUUCCCAAACUUUUCCAUGCCGCAGCCCCCCAGACUGCAUCAGCUUCUAUAGGGAAGGGCCCCCUUUGAAAAACUCGCCAAAUAUAUACAUGAACACCAACUUUGAGAAGGAUUUUCUCACGUCUAUAUUCUCUGUUCUCAAUUGUUCAUUUAGCAUAAAUGCUGCCUCACACCUCUUCAUCUUACAGUUGGCCAUCCUAUGGUUACUUGAGGAGUAAAGCAAAUUUUUUAGAUUUUUAGAUGGUUUGCUUCUAUAAAAAUAUGUGAACGUUGGCUCAGCUGUAAACAGAAGCUGCUCUCAUUUUUAUGCGCCUUGUUCAAAACUAAAUCUGCCUUAUCUCAGAGGUGAGUGGCUAACGUAAAGCUGGGCAGGAAACAUGGAAAUCCCUCCAUCUGUGUUCUGUUACUGAAACCGAUAAACUAACCAAUAGGAUUCAUUCUCUUCUUCUUUGGUCUGAUUUUACCAGGAGUUUAAGAGGUGAAUGUCUGUUUUGUCUGUAUCUGUAACACACUGUGCACUUAUGUAUUGCAUUCUGUGAAAAAUAAUAAAUUAAAAACAUACACUGUUUCCAAGCAAGCAAAAA